AUGUGCUUCUCUGCCCACACUCCUCUGAAAGACAAAAUGUUAGCACAUAGCAAAGCAAUGAAGGCCGGAGAAAUGAACCCGUACCAUAACCUGGAAGGUGGGAUGGCCAAUCAUCUCAAGCCAAUAGAUGACUUCUGCACAAAGUUCUUUGUGGGAACUGAGGAAGGUGAAGUGAUAUACACAGAUUGGAAAAUGGAAAGAGACCCUGAAACUGGCCGAUUGAUGACAAAGAAGCCAGUGAACCUCUACAUGGUCCACGAUGGAUGUGUCCACACCGUGCAGAGAUCACCUUUUUACAAUGACAUUAUCCUCACCAUUGGGGGGUGGAAUGUGGCCAUCUGGAAAGAAGGUGUCAUGACGGGACCCCUCCUUCAGUCAUGCUGUGCGCCAAAAAGGUACACCUCAGGGCACUGGUCCCACACGAGGCCUGGAGUUUUCUAUAUUGGCCGAGAAGACGGAUACAUUGAUAUCUGGGACCUUCUGGAGAAAACCCACGAACCAGCCCUGUCACAAAAUAUUUGCGUAACUAUGGUCACCAGUAUCAAACCCUGGACCUUUUCUUCUAAGCAGCAAUUUUUAGCCGUAGCUGAUUAUUUUGGAACACUGCAUAUAUUAGAAAUUCCUUGGACAUUAAGUCACCCUUCCACUAAUGAGAUGUCAAGUGUCAACCACUACUUUGAAAGAGAAGUCAGACAUCUGGAAUACGUAGAACAGCGCAAAAAUAUUCGUGCUCAAGAAAAGAAAGAAAUGGAGCAGGAAAUGGAGAAGAAAAAAGUUAAAACAUAUCAGAAGUCAAAAGAACAAACGGAGGAUGAAUUGAAAAUGGACUACGAGAAUUAUUUGGAACUGGAAAAGACCGUCCUCAUCAAUCUUGGCCUCAUCAGACCCGCAGAGAAGGUGUCAUACAUGGAAAUCAUGUAGAAAAGCUUUCUGAAGGGGUGUUUGGGGGACUUUGAGGGGCUUCUCCCCUCUUUUUAUUCAUUAUUUUUUAUGUAAGGUGAAUUAGCAAACUGAACAUAUAUAGAUUUAUUUAUAAAUAUAGGCUUUUAUUUCACUGUUAUUAAAACUUUUGAAUUAUAACAAUUAAA
Messenger RNA from Galeopterus variegatus (Sunda flying lemur), 1088 nucleotides. It is a transcript of the gene DNAI3, whose product is annotated as WD repeat domain 63. Gene Ontology annotation, biological process: inner dynein arm assembly; cilium movement involved in cell motility. The coding region runs from base 1 to 921 and encodes 306 amino acids. The record is from RefSeq and is a predicted model, not a curated record. The transcript is spliced from 7 exons. Gene Ontology annotation, molecular function: dynein light chain binding; dynein heavy chain binding. NCBI's taxonomy places the organism in Eukaryota, Metazoa, Chordata, Mammalia, Dermoptera, Cynocephalidae. Gene Ontology annotation, cellular component: inner dynein arm.